AUACUUUCGGACUCACAGUCAGCAAUAAAUUCUAUUGGAUACAGAGAGCCACCCAAAACAGCUGAGAUAAAGGAAUUUAGAAAACUCUAUGAGCUGCAGAGAGAGAAAAACAAAACAGUGGUCCUACAAUGGAUUACUGUUCACUGUGGCAUUAAAGGCAAUGAGAGCCUCUCUCUACCCAUGAAUCCAUUAUCAGACAUUGAUAUAAUGGAUUCCUGAAUUCCCGACCUCAAUAAUGAAGGCCUUAAUCAGGAGAGAAUUCCAGACCAGUGCAACGAAAUUAAAGCUCGAAUUCCAGACCUCAAGGUUCAACGAACUCAAAGCUCGAACAACAGAGAAACAGUGGACAGUGGCACUCUCCGACAUAGCCGACUAGCCAAGAAUCAGAAACAGUGGACAGUGGCACUCUUCGAUAUAGCUAGGAGAAAUAGUGGACAGUGGCACUCUCCGACAUACCCGGCGGCGAGAAUCGAAGCCGUUGCUGAGUUUAGACUACGUAUCGGACAGUCCACACAAUGA
Rodentolepis nana is the source of this 519-nucleotide messenger RNA. The record is from the annotation of a GenBank genome assembly. Lineage: Eukaryota; Metazoa; Platyhelminthes; Cestoda; Cyclophyllidea; Hymenolepididae.